GGCAGUCCUUGUCAUACGGACUUAUAAUAAUAACAUGAGUUGUAUUUUGUUAAUUUACACUGUUGAAGUUGAGGUUGAAAUUUAAAAAAACUAACAACUUUUAAAGUACUGAAUAUUUCCUACAAUUUAAUUUAGGAAUUCCAAAUAUCUCCAUUUUAGCCAUGGCUGAUACAAGCAGUAAGGAGCAGUCCUCCACAAAGGUUCCAAUGAUAUACGUGUGUGGAGAAUGUCAUAAAGAAAAUGAAAUAAAGACCAAAGAUCCAAUCCGAUGCAGAGAAUGUGGAUACAGAAUAAUGUACAAGAAAAGAACAAAGAGAUUGGUGGUAUUCGAUGCUCGCUGAGACAGAAAAAUAAGGAUAAAACAAGAUUCUUUUUUACAUUUAUUUAAUAUCCUUAGAAUUAUAAAAUAUCCAUCCAUAAGUAUAAUGUAUAAUAAUCAAUAAAUGAGUAAAUAUUUGACAAGUUUGUAUUUUAUUUUUAUCCGAUAUAUACACAAUAUAAAAUUUCUUCAAGCAAAAUGAAAUAUUUACUAUAACAAUGUUGCCGCUUACACAACUUACAGUACAAAAACUUACAGUAGAAAAUUUACAACAUUACACACUCCCUAAAAGUUUCUUCUCGAGUGCAAUGGAUAAGAAACUUUUAAUUACAUUUUACUAUCUUACUGUAAAUUAAAUUGAAAUAUGCAGCUAUAUAAAUAUGUUCUAUUUACUUAAUGAAUAUCAAAUUUCAUGAUAAUUCAAUUAGGUAUAAAAAAGUUUUGAUUAUCACACAGAAUAUCUUCUUUAGGAUAUGAUAGUAUAUAGUAUACCAUAUUAAUUUAUGAAUGUGAAGCAAAAAAAUAGUUAAUGCCAGUUUAGAAUCCGGCAUUUGGCUAAUAGAUUUCCUUUACUUCACAAUCUCAAAGAAAAAGAAAUAUCAUUUACUGGGUUGUGAUCCUUGUUAAAUUAAUAUACACAGAAAGGAAUUUAUCAAAGUUGAUUUCUUCUCUAACCUUUAUUAGUUUCUUUUUUGUUAACCGUUGUAUGUAAUUUAUUAAUGCUAUUCGGAACUGAACUACUAUUGAUGUAAUAAGAUGAUGACGUAACGCGUUCCACUUGAAAAGAAUUUCUAUUGUAUAUAUUUAUCUAGUUGAAAUUUUUUUUUUCAAUCCGUAGUUAAAACUCUGGAAUUACCGUUUAAUUCCAUAAAUGUUGUCAACCCAUAUAGGGUACCGGAAUCUGAUGAAAUAGGGAAAUAAUAUAAUGUCACUUUAAUAAAUUAAAAUAUGGCAUUAGCAUCAUUGUAAGGCUUGUUUGGGGUUUUUAAGUUAAAAGUGGUUUUAAUAGGUACAAACUAAAGAAAACUUCCCCGAGACCUGAGUUUAACUCUCAAUCUCGAUUUAUUAUUAUUUAUUUUAUUUAAAAAAAAAACCAUGAGGCCUUUUACUAAAAGAAUAAAAAUAAAGCCGCCCAAAACAAGGCGUCAUCAACUAAAAAUACUAUUUUCAGGCCAUUAUAUUCGUUAAUACAUAAAUCCUCCCACAAUUCAAAUCAAAUUUUGCCGACAAACUAUAUAAAAACAAGAUAUAUUCUGCUGCGGCAAUAAAAUAUUGUCGUUUUGUACAGUUAUUGUUGUACUCAAAUAUCAUCGUAUGUUUUAAGUUUUAGAAUUGAAGUGACUUUACUAUCUGGCAUAAUUUCCUAACUCAUUUUUCAUUUUCACUCGUUACGUAAUGGUUUUUUCCAUCCAAUUUAUAGUUUUUAUAUUUUUGAGAAAUAUUAUUUUACUAAUGAUUCACUUUUCAAUUCGAACCCUUCUUAAUAUCUAUCUUUUUCGAAAUAGGAUUGUACCAAGAAGUAUGUGUGUCGUACUCGGAUAUUAAUUCACUAACAGUCAUACGGAAACUCCUUUAAUCCAUUUAAAAAUGUAGGAGAAUUGUGAAGAUUUUAGUGCCAUGAAUUUAAUUAUUUAUAAACUGAUAAAUGAACAUUUUGUCAUAUCAAAAAGUUGAUAAUAAACUUUCAAAAUUACGUGUCAACAAUGCUGUUAAUUUUUAUUAUUAAGAAGCAUGCACAUAAAUAAAUUAUUUAUUUAGGUAACUGUAAUAAUACGAUAUAUUUUUAUCUACAUCACGUAUAAAAAAUAUUUUAUGAAUUUUAAAUGAUGCCUUGACACGUAUGAUCCCUUCACACUAUAAGGGUAAGAACCCUAAUUAAAGAUCCUGCACCUAAUGUAUUUCAAUAUUUUAUUUGUAUAAAUAUAUACAAUCCAGUUAGUGUUAGGCUCUCAAAAUACCUAAAAUUACAUUAUAAAUAACUAAUAAGUAUAAAAAUGUAGGUAUAGGUACUUAUUUCAUAAAAUAAACAUUUCCAAUUACGUAUAUAAUAAGUAGGUAAAGUAGCUUAACCAUAAUGAUAUAAUUUCAGUUCUGUCAUAAAAACAGACAAUAACUAGUAGAUUUUGCGGAAAAUAUACACACACACGACUAUACAUUAAAUAAUUCAACAGUUGUUUUAAUAUUAUAACAAGAUAAAGCGACAAUAUUUCACUUUGAGAUUAACCACACAAAAAACAGUUAUCUCUGAUUGUUUGUUAAUGAAAAUGGAAAUCAUUUUUAUACUCAUACUCGUCAAAUAUUCACCCAAAUGAAGAGUAAUUAGUAUUACAAAGAAAUACCUAGCACAAGAACUAUUUUUGAUAUGGAAGACUCUUCAAGGAUUUUAUGCUUUAUGUACAUCUAAAUUUUGUUUAUGGAAGUUGAUAUGCCAAUCAUUUUAAAGAUAAAGGAUUUUGGAAGUAGAUAUUGUACAGUAGUACAUUGUGGUAUAUAUUUUAUAAAAAUACAUACAUAAAACGUAGUUAUGGCCUUAUCAAGAUAAACUUGACUAAUUUUAUAGAGUUGUAAUUAAUAUGUAUCAUUGAUAUUUUAAAUGUAGUUCACCUGGAACAUGGACCACUUAGGGAAGUUUAAAAGUGUAUUUAAGAUUCUCCUUUUCUCAAAUCGAGUUCAUGAAUAUUUUCUAAUAUUUUUUUUGUUAUAAAUCCUAAUAAUAGUAACAAAUUAUGUAAGCCUUACAUUGGAAGCAAAUUUAACAAUAUUUAAAUUACUUCAUCAUGAGAUAUUUACAAAACACAGCAAUUACAUAGAAACAAAAUACAAAUAUGUUUAUAAUUAAAGCGCAUUAUUUUGUUUUCACACGUCUGAGUCAAACCCCAGUAUGAAUAAUUACA
This is a messenger RNA of Achroia grisella, 3213 nucleotides long. RefSeq names its product DNA-directed RNA polymerases I, II, and III subunit RPABC4 (gene Rpb12). The transcript is spliced from 3 exons. Gene Ontology annotation, cellular component: RNA polymerase II, core complex; RNA polymerase I complex; RNA polymerase III complex. The coding region runs from base 162 to 341 and encodes 59 amino acids. Gene Ontology annotation, biological process: DNA-templated transcription. The record is from RefSeq and is a predicted model, not a curated record. Lineage: Eukaryota; Metazoa; Arthropoda; Insecta; Lepidoptera; Pyralidae. Gene Ontology annotation, molecular function: DNA-directed RNA polymerase activity; DNA binding; zinc ion binding.